AAGCAGACACAGACACAUCCCUUGAACAUCCGUCCUCGAGCUGCGAUACCUGUCACAAGUAGCACAAAGAAGCAAGGAAAGGCGCCCCAUGUUCAACUUCACCUUCACUCACUCCCUUGGUAUAAAAGCCACCUUGCCCCGCUACCCAAUACCGUCGAUUUGCGCUUUAACAAAACGCUAUCCGGACCACAAAAAUAACCAUGAAGUCUUCUAUUCUUAUCGCCCUCGUCGCCGGCCUCGCUACCGCGUUUCCCACUCCACUCACGCUGGAGUCCACCGACAUCUCCCUCGCUCCCCGCGCUGACGCCGGCGUAGCCACGCUCUUCAAGCUCGCCAACCUCUCUGGCGCCUCGACCUUCGUCCCCGCGAACAGCUACUGCACGGACAUGCGCAACAUCUUCGGUGGCUUCGACGGCCAGGUGCGGAGUCUGAGCGUGGAGACUGGCGUCGUGUGUUCAUUCUAUCAGGAGCCUGGCUGCGGUAUGAACAAUGUGAUGGGAGGCGGACAGGUACUGGAGGUUGGCUUUCGGGGAAAGAAGGAUGAUAGGAGGUGGUUGGGUAGUUGGGCGGGACGGGUCGAGAGUGCGUACUGUCAGCGCCUCUAGGAGUCCGUCGAGGUGAUGGAGUACUCUACUCAGUGAGCAAGGAACGGUGAGAGCAUGCGCAGGGUGGAUCACUCCGUUCUGCGGCAUAUUGUGGCUGGUCGAUCAAGUGGAGUACGUUGGUUUGAGUUGCUCGAGGCAGGAGGCUUUAGUCACUGAUGAUCGUGGAGAGACAAAAGCUAAAACUGUCUACACCGAUGCGAUCAUGCUCUUCAUGAGUGUGUAGAUUCUCACACACUGUGGCACUCUUCAUACGGCAAAUUAUAGAAC
This is a messenger RNA of Boeremia exigua, 872 nucleotides long. RefSeq lists its product as uncharacterized. The record is from RefSeq and is a predicted model, not a curated record. The transcript has 2 exons. Lineage: Eukaryota; Fungi; Ascomycota; Dothideomycetes; Pleosporales; Didymellaceae. The coding region runs from base 201 to 605 and encodes 134 amino acids.